Anopheles marshallii is the source of this 294-nucleotide messenger RNA. Its product is annotated as chymotrypsin inhibitor Ani s 6-like. The record is from RefSeq and is a predicted model, not a curated record. NCBI's taxonomy places the organism in Eukaryota, Metazoa, Arthropoda, Insecta, Diptera, Culicidae. Bases 1 to 294 code for a protein of 97 amino acids. The transcript is spliced from 2 exons.
AUGCAGGCGAUAAAGAGUAUCAUUGCGCUGAUGCUGUUAGCAACCCUUUGCAUUGGGUCAUCCAACGCAGCCUGUCCAGCCAACUCGGAAUUUACGGCCAGCGCACCGUGCGACUACUUGUGUGGCAUUCCGUGUGAUUACAAGGGCGUAACUAAUGUUUGUAUCUGUCGCGACGGUUAUCUGAAGGAUACGAAAUCUGGACAGUGCGUGCCUGAAAGCCAAUGUUCGAUUGCGGCUGAAGUUCCUGUCCUUCGUAGCGCUCCUUCAUUCACGUUCUCGUGCUUUACUACCUAA